Colletotrichum spaethianum is the source of this 1590-nucleotide messenger RNA. Its product is annotated as meiotic chromosome segregation protein C1539.02. The record is from RefSeq and is a predicted model, not a curated record. NCBI's taxonomy places the organism in Eukaryota, Fungi, Ascomycota, Sordariomycetes, Glomerellales, Glomerellaceae. Gene Ontology annotation, biological process: mRNA splicing, via spliceosome. The transcript has 2 exons. Gene Ontology annotation, cellular component: nucleus. The coding region runs from base 1 to 1590 and encodes 529 amino acids.
AUGAACAACGAACAAUUCAGGAAGCUUUUGGGUGCCGACUCAGCGAAGUCCCAGUCUCCGAGCAAUGGAGCGUCCCAAGGCAGCGCCAGUCCGGCCGCUUCUGGCGCGUUGGGAUCGCGACAACGAUCAAGCAUUCCCAUGACUCCGCGGUCUGUUGGAGUUGGGAACAGUCGAAGCGAGUUUGCGCGACAGCUUGCUGCAAGGAAUCAAGCGACCCAGCCCCAGAAGAAAUUUCGCACAUCGACACCGAAAGGAUCGCGACUUGCGGAGGGCUACGUCGACCGAGCACGAGACCGAACUGACGAGGAAGAAGAUGACCGCGCAAAGAGGAUAAAGGCGCUAGAGGAAGCGCUGAAGAACGAGGAAAUCGACCAGGCGACGUUCGAGAAGCUCUGCAGCGAAAUCGCAGGAGGAGACCUUUCGAGCACGCAUUUAAUAAAGGGAUUGGACUUUAAGCUCCUAGAAAGAGUGCGCAAGGGCGAAGAUGUCUACGGAGACAAGAAAGAUGACGAAGAAGAGGAAGUGCCACCCGAGGAGGAAGUAGACGAAGCGUUCGACGAGUUGGCGGAAACAGAAGUGCAGGCCGUCGAAAAGGAAAAGGUGAAAAAGAAGGGUCAGUUCGCGCCUGUAGCGCUUGCUCCCGGGAAGAAGAGAACGCGGGACCAGAUUCUGGCCGAGUUGAAGGCCGCGAGAGAGGCCGCCAAGGCCCAGCAGGAAGCCGCGCUGGGUAACAAGUUCAGGAAGAUCGGCGCCAAGCAACAGCCUGGAACCCGCAUCGAACGAGACAGCAAGGGCCGCGAAGUCUUGAUUAUUGUCGACGAAGAUGGUCACGAGAAGAGGAAGGUUCGCAAGAUCCAACCAGGUGCUGAAGAGGAACAGCGCAAAGAGUUCGUCCCGGACAAGGACGCGAAACCGCUAGGCAUGGAGGUGCCCGAGUUCUACAAGAAGCAACAAGAGGAGGCCGAAGAAGAUGACAACGACGACAUUUUCGCCGACGCAGGGGACGAUUACGACCCGCUUGCUGGGAUGGACGACAGCUCCGAUGACGACAGUGAAGGCGAGGUCGAGGACAAGAAGGAGGCUAAGGAUGAGCGUAGCGCCGACACAAUAGCGAUGCCACCGCCGCCGCGGCCGGUGCAGGCUCGCAACUACUUCAAGGACGCCAAGACGGAGCUCAUCUCGUCGCAGACCCUCAAGGGGCCUUCUAUGUCCGACCCUGCCAUCCAGGCUGCUUUCAAGAGGGCUGCGCUGCUCAACGCCGCGAACAAAGACCGCGAAGGCGAAGAAGACGACGAAGACGACGAGGAGGCCAAGGCUCGGCGGGAGCGCCACAAGAGGAUGCUGCAGAGCGUUGACCGAGAUGCCGAAGAUUUGGACAUGGGCUUCGGCACCAGCAGGUUCGAAGACGAGGCAGACUUUGACGAUGCUCCAGUCAAGCUUUCGGAAUGGGGCAACGAUGACGACGAAGGAGACGGCCAGGGCGGUAAAAGCAAGAGGAAGAGGGGCCCCAAGAAGAGGAAGGGCGACGCCAACAACGCGGCUGAUGUGCUCAGGGUGAUGGAGCAGCGAAAAGCGGCGAGCAAGUCGUAG